Molecule: messenger RNA, 2322 nt
Organism: Nerophis lumbriciformis (worm pipefish)
Lineage: Eukaryota; Metazoa; Chordata; Actinopteri; Syngnathiformes; Syngnathidae
Source: RefSeq, a predicted model, not a curated record
AUGUUAUGAAAGUACAUUGGAUGGAAACACACACGCCUUUUGUCAACCUUUAAAGACCAAAAGAAACAAGGAAGCAUGCUGACGGCACAUAGAACAGGCUUCGCCGCCGCCCGGCUCCUGGUUCGAGCGCCCAUCUGCACCUGUGGCAUCCACACCUCGGCCUCACGCCGGGAUAAGGUGGAGCUUCACCCUCAGUGGGCCAUCCUGGCCAAGAAGCAGCUGAAGGGGAAGAACCCUGAGGACCUGAUAUGGCACACGCCUGAGGGCAUCGACAUCAAACCUGUGUACACCAAGGCCGACUCGGCUGCUAGCCCAGACGAGAUACCGGGAGUGUUCCCCUACACCAGAGGGCCUUAUCCCACCAUGUACACCAGCAGACCAUGGACCAUCAGGCAGUAUGCUGGUUUCAGUACUGUGGAGGAGAGUAACAAGUUCUACAAGGAUAACAUUAAAGCCGGACAGCAGGGCCUCUCUGUAGCCUUCGAUCUCCCUACGCACCGCGGUUACGACUCCGACAACCCGCGGGUGCACGGCGACGUGGGCAUGGCCGGCGUAGCCAUUGACACGGUGGAGGACAUGAAAAUGUUGUUUGACGGCAUCCCAUUGGAGAAAAUGUCCGUGUCCAUGACCAUGAACGGUGCUGUCAUCCCCGUGCUGGCCAUGUUUAUAGUGACGGGUGAAGAGCAGGGUGUCCCCAAAGCCAAGCUCACCGGAACCAUCCAGAACGACAUUUUAAAGGAGUUCAUGGUGCGGAAUACGUACAUUUUCCCACCGGAACCUUCCAUGCAUGCCAUCGCCGACAUCUUUGCGUACACCUCACAGCACAUGCCCAAAUUCAACUCCAUCUCCAUCAGCGGCUACCAUCUUCAGGAGGCGGGGGCUGACGCCAUCUUGGAAGUGGCCUACACCAUCGCCAACGGGCUGGAGUACUGUCGCACUGGCCUCAAAGCCGGAUUGACCAUCGACGAGUUUGCGCCAAGAUUGUCGUUUUUCUGGGGUAUCGGCAUGAACUUCUACAUGGAGAUCGCCAAGCUGCGGGCAGCCAGAAAGUUGUGGUCCACACUACUACAGGAAAUGUUCCAGCCGCAAAACACCAAGUCACUCCUCUUGCGCACUCACUGCCAAACGUCCGGUUGGUCUCUCACAGAGCAAGACCCGUACAACAAUGUCAUCCGAACGGUGAUUGAAGCUAUGGCGGCCGUAUUCGGAGGCACACAGUCGCUUCACACCAACUCGUUUGAUGAAGCCUUGGGUCUGCCCACUGUCAAGAGCGCACGCAUCGCUCGCAACACGCAGAUCAUCAUCCAGGAGGAGUCGGGCAUCCCCAAGGUGGCCGAUCCGUGGGGGGGCUCACACAUGAUGGAGUCCCUCACCGACGAUCUUUACAACACGGCCUUGAAGUUCAUCCGAGAGAUCGAGGAGAUGGGUGGCAUGGCCCGGGCGGUGGCCGAGGGCAUCCCGAAGCUGCGUAUCGAGGAAUGCGCGGCGCGCAGACAGGCCCGCAUCGACUCGCGUUCUGAGGUAAUUGUCGGGGUGAACAAGUACCGCUUGGAGAAGGAGGAGACAGUGGAGGUGCUGGCUAUUGACAACACCGUAGUCCGACAGAAACAGAUUGACAAGUUGAAGAAGGUACGCGAGAGUCGUGACGCAGACGCUGCACUCAAGUGCCUCGCUGCUAUUGAGGAGUGUGCGCGCACCAAAGAGGGAAACCUGCUGUCUUUGGCUGUGGAGGCGGCGCGUGCCAGAUGUUCUGUAGGUGAAAUUACGGACGCUAUGAAGAAAGUGUUUGGCGAGCACAAGGCCAGCAGCCGCAUGGUGAGCGGUGCGUACCGCAGCGAGUACGGCGAGCAUCAAGAGAUCGCCUUGGCCCUCAGCAGAGUGGCUGAAUUUAAGAGCCAGGAAGGUCGGAACCCUCGCCUCCUGGUGGCCAAAAUGGGUCAAGACGGCCACGACCGAGGAGCCAAAGUGAUCGCCACUGGGUUCGCCGACCUGGGCUUUGACGUGGACAUUGGGCCGCUAUUUCAGACACCCAUGGAGGUGGCACAGCAGGCGGUGGACGCCGACGUGCACUGCGUGGGGGUCAGCACGUUGGCUGCUGGACACAAAACGUUGGUGCCCGAACUGGUCAAGGAGCUCCGCAAGAUGGGGCGACCUGACAUUCUGGUGAUCUGCGGGGGCGUUAUCCCGCCUCAGGACUAUGAGUUCCUUUACAAGAGUGGCGUGAGCGCCAUCUUCGGGCCGGGCACCAGGAUCCCACAGGCCGCUGUGGAUGUGGUGGACAACAUCCACAAGAGCCUGGAGAACAUCAGACAGGCAAUGUGA